UCAGCGAUCGCCCCAAAUCUGCCAUCGGCUUGUGCCCACGUCCUGGCGCGACUUUUCUCACACUCGCUUCUCUUUACCCACCCCCUCGCUCCCCUUCCCCUUCAACCAGAACUUCCCUAGACUCACUUUCUCCUCAUCCAUCCAUCAUUUCCCCCUCCUCCUCUUUUUUUUUUUCUUCCUUUACCACUUUCCCUCUUCUUUCCCCUCUCACCCUCCCCUCCUCCUCCUUCUCUUUUCUUAUCUAUUCAGCAUCCUCUUACGAUCGACCUCUUUUUAUAGUUUGUGAUUUCUUGAAUUCUGUUUUCCCCUCCUGGCUGUACUUUCCCCGCCCAAGGAAUGAUCAGACAUCCAACAGACUUGCUGUCAUUAUCUCGCUUUCAGAACCGGUGUGAAGUGACAAAAGGGACGAUAUCGCAAUCAUUCUCACCCUCGUUGUGUUGCUGAGAAGAUCCGUGGCUCGGCCUCCGCUGCACCGUCUCUUAAGAAAUGGCGCCAUCCGCAUCAAACGCGGCCAGCAACUCGCCGGCCAAAAAGACAUCCGCCCCAGAAAAGAAAUACAAGUGCCAAUUUUGCAAUCGCGCUUUUAGCAGAAGUGAACAUCGCAGCAGACAUGAACGUUCGCAUACCAAAGAGAGGCCGUUUAAGUGCCUAAAAUGUCGGAGUACCUUUGUUCGACGAGACCUUCUCCUUCGCCAUGACCGUACUGUUCACGCCAAGGAUGGUGGGAUACCACUUGUUUCCGAGGGGCGCCGGCGUGGCGGCGCAGGUGUUCAGAAGUCCUCCCCUGCACCUGCACCUCCUAAGCCUUCAAUCACAAUUGAUCCUGCUACGUUGGAGCAAAUUGAGGCAAGCAGUGACGGUAUGGUCGACCUUGAAACUGCAGCUAUGCUGAUGACAGAUUUCCAACAUAAGGCCGCAGCCGCUGCUACCGGUCAGGUUAAUGAUCGGGCUGAAUCGGAUCGUUCUUUCUCCCCCGGUCGCGGCUCGCUACUAGAACCCUCUGUAUCGUAUUUGUCUGGCAACGCGACUUUGCCCCAAAUGCCUUGGGACACGCUAGUCUCUCCCGUUGACACAAAACACUUCAUGACCCAGGAAAGCGGCCGAGACUCACACACGCUUACAUCGGGCAUGGAACGGCAUGGGCCAGUCGGUGAAGCACUUGCACCUUCGCUUCACUCCCUUGUUAACUCGCUACCAGUGUCAGGAACCUCUACUCCUAACGCAUUGUCACCAUAUCCUUCGAUGACUGGCCCUGUCAGCCCGGUCAACUACCGGAAAUCUCCUGGACCUAGCCAGGCACUGACACUGCCAAAGGCCCCUCAAAUUGCGAAUGAAGUUGAGCGGAACAUGAUCGUAGAACGUAUCAGGAAUGCUGACGCCCUUGGGUCGCUUCCCGAUAGCUUCCAGCUCCCAGCUACGGCGGCCUUGAACAAGUAUUUGUCUACGUAUUUUAACUUGUAUCACCACCAUUUACCAUUCUUGCACCAGGAGUCUUUCAAGCCCACAAUCACCUCGCCGCCGUUGUUACUUGCAGUGCUGUCUAUUGGCGCCCUUUACACAUUUGAGCGUCAACACGCAUUUAUGCUUCAUGUUGGCUCAAAGAUGCUUGUUACGCAGUUUCUGCAGCACAAAGACAACUUUGACUCGAGGAAAUGCCCGUUGUGGGCCAUGCAAAGUACACUCCUGAAUAUGAUUUUCGAAAGUUGGAGUGGUGACCCGAAAGGCCUUGAAUGGACGUGUUCCAUCAAGAGCUUGCUCGCUAACAUGGUCGCUGGUAAUCGCUAUCAGUUGAAGCUCCGUACCGAAGCUCGUGAGGGCGCUCAACCUACUCGGGAAGAGUGGAUUGAGGAUGAGUCGUGCCGUCGCACUUACUACGCUGUCUACAUCUUUUUUGGCAUGCUAACGCUGACCUUCAACCAUACACCCGCAAUGAGCUUCGACGAGUUUGAUAACCUCGAACUUCCCUCGUCGGAAUCGUUGUGGAAUCUUGAUGCGACGGAUGAUGAAGCCUGGCGUCGUAGCCUGGCGUCGGCUACCACUCUCACCGUACGCGAAGCCCACGACUGUCUCUUCCAGGGCGACCAAGUUCGUUAUAGCGCCUUUGCGACGCGCGUUCUGAUCAACGCUCUGUUCCUCCAGGUCUGGAACCAUAAACGGAGCUUCGAGGCUCUUCAAGAUGUUGUUACUGAGUACAAGCUCCGUCUUGCGCUCGAAACAUGGGAGAACUCUCUCGAGGUUUGCGAGCCAGAGACGAUUGUAGUGCCUCUCAGCACUCCUCAAAAGGGUCAUCCAUUGAUUUUCAACUCCAUGGCUGUUUAUCGCAACACGCGCGCUCGUUUGGAGGUCGAUCUCAAGUCAAUUCAAGAGGCCUUACGGUAUCAUUCCUCUUAUGAAGUGGCGGCUGCGAUGACAGUUGCCCGUGAGAAAGUGAAGCGUUCCCAGGAGAUGAACAAGGUUAUCCAGUCCUGCUUUGAAUGCAUCGAGAUCGCUGCCAUUCAGGGCAUCAACUGGGUCGCAAAGACUUCCGCCACCAACUGGAGUGUUGAGCACCCGCUGUGCGGCUUGGAUCUGAUGGUCAUCUUGAGUCUCUGGCUCUAUCGCCUGGAACACGACGAGGAGCCCGCGACAGAGGCCGAGUUGGCCAUCUACAACAAGGUGCGGAAUUUGUUUGACGAUGAAUCCGUCGAUGCCUUUGGUAAACUCAGCUCCACCGUGGCCCGUGUAUGGGGUAACAUCCUAGACGGCGUGGUAGUAUGGGGAAUUACCAAACUCAUGGGCGAAUCGUUCAAACUUCAUUCGCAGGCCUUAGUUGGCUACGAAGACUCAUUGCGCGUUUCCAAGGACCAACCUAUUCACCCAAUGCCAACAAAGACACUUGCUAGUGUCGGCACCGCGUACUAGGCGAUUGAGUACGUCGGGUUAACUGGUCUACCUUAUGAUUGAUUACUUUAUCGCCAUUUACGUUAUCUUUGGCCCUCGGGGCUUGGUUCACCCCCGGUGUUUCUCGCUCUGACUCGGGUCUCAUUAUCAUUGAACGCUUUUGCUAUUCUUCCUCUCGUUUUCCUGGGCAUUU
Messenger RNA from Aspergillus alliaceus, 3073 nucleotides. RefSeq names its product C2H2-type zinc finger protein. Bases 487 to 2901 code for a protein of 804 amino acids. The record is from RefSeq and is a predicted model, not a curated record. The transcript is spliced from 4 exons. Gene Ontology annotation, biological process: DNA-templated transcription; regulation of transcription by RNA polymerase II. Gene Ontology annotation, cellular component: chromatin. NCBI's taxonomy places the organism in Eukaryota, Fungi, Ascomycota, Eurotiomycetes, Eurotiales, Aspergillaceae. Gene Ontology annotation, molecular function: RNA polymerase II cis-regulatory region sequence-specific DNA binding; DNA-binding transcription factor activity, RNA polymerase II-specific; zinc ion binding.